Messenger RNA from Aureococcus anophagefferens, 1212 nucleotides. RefSeq lists its product as hypothetical. Gene Ontology annotation, molecular function: acetyltransferase activity. The transcript has a single exon. Gene Ontology annotation, biological process: plant-type secondary cell wall biogenesis; xylan biosynthetic process; xyloglucan metabolic process. Gene Ontology annotation, cellular component: Golgi apparatus. NCBI's taxonomy places the organism in Eukaryota, Pelagophyceae, Pelagomonadales, Pelagomonadaceae. The record is from RefSeq and is a predicted model, not a curated record. The annotation marks the transcript as partial.
UCGCUGCGCCACGGCUCCGAGUUCGCGCUGUGGAUCGCGUUCAUGUACCUCUGCGACCGCACGGACCUCGUGCCGCGCGGCGCGAAGCACACGGACCCGCGGAGCUUCUGGCUCCUCUGGCUCGCCAUCUGCGUCGCCGCCGCGUGCUCGCUCCGGAGCUGCCGGUCGCCCAAGGUGCUCGCGCGCGAGCAGACCGAGGAGUGGAAGGGCUGGAUGCAGCUCAUGUUCCUCCUCUACCACUACUUCGCGCAGGGCCAGCUCUACAACGCGAUCCGCAUCUACAUCGCGGGCUACGUCUGGAUGACGGGCUACGGCAACUUCCUCUACUACCGCAAGAGCGGCGACUUCAGCGCCGUGCGCAUGUGCCAGACGCUCUUCCGCCUCAACUUCUUCGUCGUCGUCGUCUGCGUCGCGCUCCGCAACGAGUACAUGCUCUACUACAUCGCGCCGAUGCACACGCUCUUCACGCUCUUCGUCUGGCUCGCGCUCCGCGUCGCCAAGGACCGCAACGGCGACGACGCGGUCGCCGCCGGCAAGAUCGUCGCGACGCUCGCGGCCACGGCGCUCCUCUACGACGUCGAGCCCGUCUUCAAGGCCGCCUUCGGCUGGCGGCCGCUCCGCGACCUCGUCGCCUUCCACGACCCGCUCCACCCGGAGUUCAGCGACGAGCUCCACGAGUGGCACUUCCGCAGCGGCCUCGACCGCUACAUCUGGAUCUUCGGCAUGGCCUGCGCGCUGGGCCUGCCCUACCUCGAGCGGCGCCUCGGCGCGCUCGCGGCGCUCGACGACGGCGCGCGGCGCGUCGCGGCGCACGGCGCCGCCGCGUGCGUCGCGCUCGCGCCGGCCGUCGCCUGGGUCGCGCUCGUCUUCCUCAAGGACAAGUACGCCUACAACGCGCUCCACCCCUACACGUCCUGGGUCCCCGUCGCGUGCUACAUCGUCCUGCGGAAUUUGACGCCGGGCCUCCGGUCCAAGUACCUCCACCUCUUCACGUUCCUCGGCAAGGUCACGCUCGAGACCUACAUCCUCCAGUUCCACAUCUGGAUGAAGACGACGGGGCUCAACGGGAGCCCCAAGUUCCUCCUCGUCGUCGUCGAGGGCCACUUCUGGCUCAACUUCGCCGUCGUCUCCGCGGUCUACUUCUUCGUCUCCGUGCGCGUCUUCAGGCUCACGGUCGCGCUCCGGGACGCGCUCAUCCCCGACGACGGCGAC